Messenger RNA from Helianthus annuus (common sunflower), 1188 nucleotides. RefSeq names its product F-box/kelch-repeat protein SKIP25. The transcript has a single exon. Gene Ontology annotation, molecular function: protein binding. Bases 1 to 1188 code for a protein of 395 amino acids. NCBI's taxonomy places the organism in Eukaryota, Viridiplantae, Streptophyta, Magnoliopsida, Asterales, Asteraceae. The record is from RefSeq and is a predicted model, not a curated record.
AUGGCCCCUUCAUUUGAUGAUCCAAUUUUCAUCUCACGCGCCACCACCACCACCACCGCAUACUCCAAGCGCCGGAAGCUUAUGGAUAACCACCACCAGAAACCUCUGCUACCUGGUCUACCUGAUCACAUCGCUCAACUUUGUCUAAACCUUGUCCCUCCCUCCACCCUCUACUCCGUCUGCCGUUCAUGGCGGCGAUUGAUCUACACAUCGUCUUUCCCGCCGUUCCUCUCUCUCUACACUCUCUCUUUCCCCACCACCACUUCCUCCGGUCACAACCCAACACUCCAACUCUCUUCUUUUGACCCAAUCUCUUCCAACUGGAGUAUCAUCACUCCACCCACACCCUACCUCCGCCACAUCUGCCUCCGUCACCCUUCGUUCAUCGCCCGAAACUUACCCAUGCAAUCAAUAUCAGUCGCCGGCAACCUCGUCUUACUCGCCGGAACCACCGGCGACCUCCUCCCCGCCCUCCCACACCCUCUAAUCUUCAACCCACUAUCCAAGACUUGGUCCUCUGGUCCCCCGUUCUCAACCCCACGACGGUGGUGCGCCGCCGGAGCCUCAUGCGCCGCCGUGGUUGUCGCGAGUGGGAUAGGCUCACACUUCACCCAGACCGUUGCUCGGUCCGUUGACAAAUGGGUGUUCCGGGAACCAAAUCUUAUUGAUAAAAAAGGUCAAGAUGCAAAUGGGGUUUGGAAAAAGAUGGGAUCUUUGAUAGAUGUGAAGUUUAGUAGAGAAGCCAUUGAUGCAGUUGGAUGCAAAGGGAAGCUUUAUAUGGUGAACGGUGGUAAAGAAGGGGUGGUUUAUGAUGUGAACUCCGACGAGUGGUGGCAGAUGGCGGAGGGGAUGGUGGGUGGGUGGAGAGGGCCGGCGGCGGCGAUGGAUGAUGAGAUAAUAUAUAUGGUGGAUGAACAAAAAGGCGUGUUGAGGAAGUAUGAUGAUGUGGUGGAAGUGUGGGUGGAUAUUUUGGAGGAUGAUAUGUUAAUAGGGGCUGAGCAUAUUGCCGCCGGUGGUGGUAGAGUGUGUGUUGUGCGUGGUGGUGGUAUUGGGAUUUUGGUGGUGGAUGUGGCGGCAGCGACGCCGUGGUUGUCGGUUUUGGAUACUCCGGCGGGACAACAAGUGUUGGGGCUUCAUAUUCUGCCUAGAAUGUCUUCGCCGGAGUUUCAAUCGCCGGAGGUAUGCUAA